AUGGAGGAAACGCAUCGACACGGCGCCUCGGUGCCCCUCACUCAUCUCCCUCCUCACUCCCACAUCUCUCACGAUACCUCAAUCGCUUACAAUGCCGCCACGACCACCGCCCUGGAGCCAUCCGCGCCGCACCGCCGCAUCAGCAUCGGCAGCGACGAGGAAAGCCAGCCGCCCCCGCGCUACACGCUAGAGAACGACCCGUUCCAACUGGCCUCCAAACUGAAAACCCCGGAGGAGAUCGAACAGAUCCAACCGCAAGCCAACACGGCCCGCAAGCGCGAUUCCGUCCAGCAGCGGACCUCCUGCCUCCCCUCGGCCAGCCUUGGCGGCGGCGGCGUCCAGCGCGCGCUGGCCUCCCGCCAACUGCAGGGGUUCUACCAGACGCAGAACGAGAACAUCGAGCGCAUGCUCAAGCCGGUGGAAGAGCACGUGCGGGACGCGCGCGAGACGAACAGCGGCAACCAGCUGAAAUACAAGAUCGCGGUGUACGGCAGCUUCGCGGCGAACGUGAUCCUGUGCGUGCUGCAGCUGUACGGGGCGAUCUCGUCGGCGUCGCUCUCGCUGUUCACGACGAUGGCGGACGCGAUCUUCGACCCGAUGUCCAACCUGACUCUGCUGCUGUCGAACAAGGCCGUCAACCGCGUCGACGCCCGCAAGUUCCCCGCCGGCAAGGCCCGCAUCGAGACCGCCGGCAACAUCUGCUUCUGCUUCCUCAUGUCGGCCGUCUCGUUCAUCCUCAUCGCCUUCUCCGUGCGUGAGCUCGCCGAGGGCUCCGAGAGCGAGACCGGCUCCUUCCACUUGCCGUCCGUCGUCGCCGUUAUCGUCGCCUUCUGCACCAAGUUCGCCCUCUUCCUGUACUGCUUCGCCCUCAAGGACCAGUACUCGCAGGUCCGCAUCCUGUGGGAGGACCACCGCAACGACCUGUUUAUCAACGGGUUCGGUAUUCUGACUUCCGUCGGCGGCAGUAAGCUGCGCUGGUGGAUCGAUCCCGCCGGCGCAAUCCUGCUGUCCGUGCUCGUGGCGGCGCUGUGGCUGCAUACCGCCUACCAUGAGUUCCAGCUCCUGAUCGGCGUCACGGCCGAUACCAAGAUGCAGCAGCUGAUCACUUAUAUCUCAAUGACCCACUCCCCCCUCAUCACCGCCAUCGACACCGUCCGCGCCUACACCUCCGGCCCCCGCCUGGUCGUCGAGGUCGACAUCGUCAUGGACCCCGACGACUCCCUGCGCGCCACCCACGACGUCGCCGAGGAGCUGCAGACCAAACUCGAGUCCCUGCCAGACGUCGAGCGCGCGUACGUCCACGUGGACUACGAGACCACGCACAAGCCGGAGCAUUUCUUGAAGAAGGAGCUUUAGGCUUGGUACCGUUACAGCGGUAAUCGGAAUUGAAUAUACGCGUUUGACGAAGCACGUCUCGUUGAUAGGGUAGGAGGAUCGGUGCAUUGGUUCGAUGCUACACCGGGUGUCGCCGGUGGUAUCCUGUAUAUGUGGUGUCUGUUUACAUCUCUCUCAUAAAAAUAGCUUAACAUAGAAUUUGAUCUAAA
Aspergillus aculeatus ATCC 16872 is the source of this 1544-nucleotide messenger RNA. RefSeq names its product cation diffusion facilitator family transporter. The transcript is spliced from 2 exons. Gene Ontology annotation, molecular function: monoatomic cation transmembrane transporter activity. Gene Ontology annotation, cellular component: membrane. The record is from RefSeq and is a predicted model, not a curated record. Lineage: Eukaryota; Fungi; Ascomycota; Eurotiomycetes; Eurotiales; Aspergillaceae. Bases 1 to 1356 code for a protein of 451 amino acids. Gene Ontology annotation, biological process: transmembrane transport; monoatomic cation transport.